AUGGCUUGCCAAUGUGUUGGUGCUAGAUUGACAUCAUUAUCUUCCCCCUCUCAACAAAAUGAUACACCAACCUCAAUACCCACCCGAUCUAUUCAGAAUGUACUUCAGGAAGACCAACACAUGUCUACCGAUGAAGCCGGUGAACCAUCCAUAAAUGAAGAUGAUGACCUUCUGUUUUACCCAAGUAGAGUUGCCUCCAAGGCAAUCACAAAGACACUUAAGCAACAAUAUGUUGAGCCAUGGUUAACUUGGGGUGCAAUGUUGGAUCAAGAGAAGGAGUUCUUCUUCCAAAGGUUCAAGGCCUCUCAUAGACUUUCUGAAAUCUUCAUGGAAGCAAGAAAAACUGGGAAGAAAACUCACUGGAUGUUUGAUAGAGUAUGGAAUAGUUUGCUUGCUAAGUGGAACCAACCCGAGUUUCGAUCAAAGAGUGCUCGUAAUCAAAAGAAUCGAGCAUCUGAGAAGGGUGGAUGUUUGCACACAGGUGGCUCAAUCACCAUCCAUGAGCAUGCCCUUCGCAUGGUAGAACAAUUGGGUCGUCUCAUACAUUUUGAUGAGCUUUUCCACCAUACUCAUGUUCGCAAGAAUACUGAUGAUUUUGAGGAAUUUCAAACUGUAUUUUCCCAAGCAAGAUCUGAAGUUACUUCUUGUGGUGAAGGAGAAGAAAUAUCUCUAUUGGACCCUGGUGAGGAAGAGAAGUUAAGGAAAAAAAGUUGGUUAGUUGUUGCUGGUGGCAAAAAUCCUAUGGGACGAGUAUAUGGUGUUGGAAAACUAAAUGAAAAUUAUCUUUGUGGGGAAGCCUUCACACAACAACCAUCCAGUUCUACAUCUAUGGAUUCACAAAAGAUUCUAAGGUUGGAAGAAGAAAUUCAUCAAUCUAGGGAGGAGUUUCGUCAAUCUAGGGAGGAGAAUCAACGAUUGUAG
Vigna unguiculata (cowpea) is the source of this 921-nucleotide messenger RNA. RefSeq lists its product as uncharacterized. The record is from RefSeq and is a predicted model, not a curated record. NCBI's taxonomy places the organism in Eukaryota, Viridiplantae, Streptophyta, Magnoliopsida, Fabales, Fabaceae.